Molecule: messenger RNA, 779 nt
Organism: Carica papaya (papaya)
Lineage: Eukaryota; Viridiplantae; Streptophyta; Magnoliopsida; Brassicales; Caricaceae
Source: RefSeq, a predicted model, not a curated record
AUUCAUAGUGAUAUGCCUCCAUGGCACUUGCAUCAGGAGAGAGAGGCAACAAGAGUGCCUGUCACUCAUUUGGGAGACAUUAUGUUGAUCAUGAACCAAAUCCUCCAUUUCAAGUACUUCUCCUUAACAAUACCAUGGAAAGAGAGGCUACUCAAAUACCACCUCGUACAUUCUCUUCACGAGUUGAAAGAGAGGCUACUCGGAUACCAAGAGAUGCAUACACUUUACGAGAACAUAAUGAAGACUCAAGACUAACGCAAGAUGAGAAAAAAUCAGCUUUGGCAAAACUUAAAAAAUCAGUUUAUAAUCCAACACUAAAAAAACUUUCAAAAAGACUCAGCUUGUAUUACAGAAAUCACAACCAAAGUAACGAUUAUAAUGAAAAGAAAACUCGCGAUGAUCAUGAUGAUGAUAAUGAAAAAUGUACAAUUUGUUUAGAGGAUUUUGAAGCUAAAGAAGUGGUUAUGGUCACACCAUGCAAACAUAUGUUUCAUGAGGAAUGUAUCGUGCCAUGGGUGAAGGAACAAGGUUGUUGUCCUGUUUGCAGGUCCGUAUUUUACGAGCCAACUAGAUCAAGAAAUUCAUCGACCAUGAAUACCAACGGUGUUGGUGAUGUUACGGUAAAUUUGGUAACAAAUGAUAAUGUAUCUUUGAUAGAUCUAAUUUCGAUUGUAACUGCCCUCGAGCAUGAUCUCUUUUUUACUAAUUUAGCACGUUGAAGUAUGAUUAUUAUAAGUGUAUACUUCUUAUAAUUGAAUGAUAAAUAAUGGUUUCUCUAA